Molecule: messenger RNA, 968 nt
Organism: Myzus persicae (green peach aphid)
Lineage: Eukaryota; Metazoa; Arthropoda; Insecta; Hemiptera; Aphididae
Product: transcription initiation factor TFIID subunit 9B-like
Exons: 5
Coding region: 212-886 (224 amino acids)
Biological process (GO): RNA polymerase II preinitiation complex assembly; DNA-templated transcription initiation
Cellular component (GO): transcription factor TFIID complex; SAGA complex
Molecular function (GO): RNA polymerase II general transcription initiation factor activity; transcription coactivator activity; protein heterodimerization activity
Source: RefSeq, a predicted model, not a curated record
UUUUAAUAAACAAUAGACAUCCCGACAUAUGUGUCUGGUAAGAUUGGCAUAGCCUCAGAGUGUAUAGUGCAUAACUGUGUGAAUAUAUUUCUUGUGGUCAGUGAUAUAGUACCUAAAAAAGUAAAAAGUAAAACUGUUUGUUAAUCUUUGAUACAACUUUCUGUUGUUAUAAUAUUAUUUACAAUAAUUCAUGCAAAUUUGACUUACUAAAAUGGCGUCUUCACAAGGAAAAUCUGGAAAACAUAAUGUACCUAAAGACACUCAAAUCAUUGUGUCGAUGAUGAAAGAUUUGGGAAUUGAUGAAUAUGACCAACAAGUUUUAAAUCAUCUUUUGGAGUUUAACUACAGGUACACAACUCAACUGUUGGACGAUGCUAAGACAUUUUCAAACUUUGCAAAAAAGAAGAAUGUUGAUGCCGAUGAUGUGAAAAUUGCCAUACAAUUGGCACAAGACGGAACAUUUUGUCGACCUCCUCCGAGCGAUGUAUUAAUGACGGCGGGUCUUGAAGUAAACAAUAUAUCAUUACCUCCACUAAGGCUUGCUAGUAAACUGCGAAUUCCUCAAGAUGGUUCAAAUUUCUUACAAACAAACUACAGGCUUAGGGAUAAUUUGGUAUAUUCUGGAGGAUAUAUGCGUAAGGACACUAGGACAACAGCUGCAGAAAUGUUGGAGGCAUCAAAACAAUUUGAAAUCAAAGAUAAACCCAUUCUGCAAGCCAGUCAAAUGAACAAUUCAAUGAAUUUUGAUUUGCCAAAAAUGAUUGAAAAUCGUCAAAGAAGUCAAGAAAGCAUAGCAGAAAAUGAUAAAAAUGAAGUUAUGGGUGUUCAGACAUAUCAAAACGAUUUAUAUUCUGAUAUCGCAUUAGACAAAAUUGCUGAAAAAUAAUUAAUGAUAUGUAAUUUCUCAUUGAUAACAUUAUAAAAAUUAAAAUCUAUAAAAUAGUAUCAUAGUCGUUCUCUUUUAUUCA